Argentina anserina (silverweed cinquefoil) is the source of this 2141-nucleotide messenger RNA. RefSeq names its product probable glucuronoxylan glucuronosyltransferase IRX7. NCBI's taxonomy places the organism in Eukaryota, Viridiplantae, Streptophyta, Magnoliopsida, Rosales, Rosaceae. Bases 351 to 1721 code for a protein of 456 amino acids. The transcript has 4 exons. Gene Ontology annotation, molecular function: glycosyltransferase activity. Gene Ontology annotation, biological process: glucuronoxylan biosynthetic process. The record is from RefSeq and is a predicted model, not a curated record.
GGGACCUUCGCCGAGGUCCAUUCUCUCUCUUUCUCUCUCUCUCUGCUCUUCGCCAUGUGAAGCCUGAAACCCAGCUCUUACCUCUCUGACUCUCUUGUCUCCAAUUUCUCCAUUACUCUAUUCAACCCCUAUUCAUUUCAUCUCACCCAUUUUAGAUCCAAAGACUCAAGCUUUCCUUUCAGAUUUGUAGCUUUCUGGUGCUAGCUAAAACGAAACACCAACCAACCCCAACACAAACUCAAAUCUUUCCUUCCAUUUCACUUCACAAAUUAAACCCACCUAGAACCGAAAGCCAUCCCGCAACCACUAAAGACCCUUCAAAUCUGUGCUUUCUGGGGGUGUUAAAUGCGAUGUUGGAGCAGAAGCGAGCCCCGAAGAGCCGGGGCUUCUAUGUAAGAAUGAAGCUCCAGAACAUCAAACACGGCCGGCCUCAGGACAACAAAAGCUCAUUCUACACAUAUUGCAAAUGGGUCCUAUGGCUCUCCCUAACCCUAUACUUCUUCAGCUCCUACCUCAUUAGCAAUCACCCAAAUCAGAACAAGCAGACCACCUCUCUCUCCGCAACCCAUUUCUCCACCUUACCCUCCCGUGCCCUUUUCGAAUCCGCCAUUGAAAACACCACCAGCCUCCUCAAACACGAAGAACUGUUCAAAGGCUUGAAGGUAUUCGUGUACGACUUGCCGGCCAAAUACAACACGGACUGGCUCUCCAACGACCGGUGCCGAACCCACUUGUUCGCCGCCGAGGUGGCAGUUCACCGCGCGCUGUUGACCAGCGACUUUUUUACCGUUGACCCGUCCCAAGCCGACUUCUUUUUCGUUCCGGUCUACGUGUCCUGUAACUUCAGCACCGUCAAUGGCUUCCCAGCCAUUGGCCACGCUCGAACCCUCAUAGCCUCCGCCAUCCGGCUCAUCAGGACCCGGUACCCGUUUUGGGACCGGACACAAGGCUCCGACCACGUCUUUGUCGCCUCCCACGAUUUCGGCUCUUGUUUUCACACAAUGGAGAAUGUAGCCAUCGCAGAUGGAGUGCCGGAAUUUCUGAAGGAAUCGAUAGUUUUGCAGACAUUCGGGGUGAAGCACAAGCACCCGUGUCAAGAGGUUGAGAAUGUGGUUAUUCCACCGUACAUUUCGCCGGAAAGUAUACGGAAAACGCUGGAGAUAGCUCCGGCGGACGGCCGGCGGGACAUUUUCGCGUUCUUCCGGGGAAAAAUGGAGGUCCACCCGAAAAAUGUCAGCGGAAGAUAUUACAGCAAGAAGGUGAGGACGAAUAUAUGGCGGAAGUACAACGGCGACCGGAAAUUCUACCUCCAACGGCGCCGUUUCGCGGGUUAUCAGUCGGAGAUCGUACGGUCGGUAUUCUGCUUGUGCCCGCUUGGGUGGGCCCCGUGGAGUCCGAGGCUGGUCGAGUCGGUUGCGCUGGGAUGUGUCCCCGUGAUAAUAGCGGACGGGAUAAGGCUGCCCUUCGACGACGCCGUUCCGUGGGCGGAGAUUUCGCUGACCGUGGCGGAGAGAGACGUGGGCAAACUGGGAAAUAUACUCGAACACGUGGCCGCGACGAACCUGAGCGCCAUACAAAAGAACAUACGGGACCCGACCGUGAGGCGGGCCCUGCUCUUCCACGAUCGUAUCCAACCAGGCGACGCCACGUGGCAGGUGCUGUCCGCCCUGGAGAACAAGCUCGGGAGGUCCCACAGGCGCAAUGGUGUGUCCAGCGAGUAAGGUGGGGCCACGUAGGAUUUUGGGACUUGGGAAAACUUUUGUGGGAGGAGAGAGAAGGUGGGAAUGGGGUCCGCCGGCCAAUGAGGUUCGGACUUCGGAUCGGAGGGGUCUGGCUUUCUUGGUUUUGCAUGUGUAUAUAUGAGGUGGAAGACAGCUAGGGUUUCGCAUUACAUUUGUGAGGGUGGGGCCCGCCGGUGAGCGAUGAUUGACGUGGCUGGCUGUGAUUGCCUGGCACUGCGCUCGGGCAGUAAAUACAAAUAAAUACGAUCUGUACAAUUCUUAAAGGGCUAUACUGUAAAAAAAAAUAGACGAGUCCAUUUUUUCACUGAUUCAUAAAAUUUGAUGUCCAUGUGUGAUUACUGAAGAGGUAUAUGUAAAUCAUAAAUCAUAAAAUAACACAUUUCCUAUCCCGUCUAGGAA